This is a messenger RNA of Gymnodraco acuticeps, 3228 nucleotides long. RefSeq names its product protein lifeguard 3-like. Lineage: Eukaryota; Metazoa; Chordata; Actinopteri; Perciformes; Bathydraconidae. The record is from RefSeq and is a predicted model, not a curated record. The transcript is spliced from 12 exons. Gene Ontology annotation, cellular component: endoplasmic reticulum; Golgi apparatus; membrane. Gene Ontology annotation, biological process: negative regulation of apoptotic signaling pathway. Bases 267 to 1328 code for a protein of 353 amino acids.
CACACACACGCCCAGUGUGACGGAUUCUUGUGAACUCCACCCUGCUGCUCCUCUCUUUCAGGAAAUGUUCCUUAACUUACAGCAGCUCAGACCCUGGAACAGACGGACAGGCCGCUGAACAACUUUAUAUUAAACCUUUAACAUAAUUAUUUCAGCACUUUGGGGUCUCCUUGUAAACAAAAGGCGUGACCGUCACCGGUCGCUCGUUCUCCUCGGGGAAUCAACAGGCAGGCUGUGUCUUUCGUUGGCAUCUGUUUCUUGGUAAAAUGUCCAGGUCAGACUACCCUCCAGGGUACGACGAAUCCCGGGGCCCGCUGUACGCCCCGCAGGGUGGAGGAUACCCACCACCCCCAGCAUAUGGCUUCCCUGGCUUUGGUGGUCCCCAGCCGGGCCAGCCCUCUGCCCCUUACCCCGCUGGUCCGAACGCCCCUAUGUUCCCGGGCCAACCUGGGGGCUACCCGGGCCAACCUGGGGGCUACCCGGGCCAACCUGGGGGCUAUCCUGCCGGCCCGUACCCAGGACAGGCUCAGCCGGGUGGGCCUCCAGGAGCUGGCUACCCCAUGCCCCCUCCAAUCAUGCCGCCCAUGCACAUCCCAUCAGAUAUCAUGAGCUCUGAUGACCCAGAUGAUGGGUUUGCGGCGAGGGGCAGCAGCUUCGACAGUAUGAGCAUUCGUCAUGCCUUCAUCAGAAAGGUGUAUUUGAUUUUGGCUGCUCAGCUCCUCGUCACCACAUCUAUUGUGGCUCUGUUCACAUUUGUCCGACCUGUCAGAUUGUUCGUGCAGAGAAACCCGGCUCUCUACUGGGCAUCAUACGCUGUGUAUUUCGUCACCCACCUUGUGCUGGUCUGCUGUAAGGGCCCCAGGAGGAAGUGCCCAUGGAACGUCAUUCUGCUUUGCAUCUUUACCCUGGCUUUCUCCUAUGUGACUGGAUCAGUUUCCAGUUACUAUGACACAAAAGCAGUGUUUCUCGCUCUGGGGAUCACUGCCGUCGUCUGCAUCGCCGUCACUGUAUUCUGCUUCCAGACAAAGGUGGACUUCACAAAGUGCCAGGGCCUUUUCUGUGUCCUGGGGAUCGUAGUGUUCGUGACUGGCAUCAUAACAACCAUUGUGCUGUCAUUCAAAUAUAUCCCGUGGCUUCACAUGCUCUAUGCAGGUAUAGGAGCCAUCGCUUUCACUCUGUUCCUAGCUUACCACACCCAGCUGCUGAUAGGCAACAGGAAGCACUCCAUCAGCCCAGAGGAGUAUGUGUUCGCCGCACUCUCCAUUUACGUCGACAUCGUCCAGAUCUUCCUUUUCCUGCUGCAGAUUAUUGGUGCUUCUACCAAAUAAGUGCACCCAAGGGAAAACAAAUGGCAGGGUGCAGACAACAAACUCACCUUUUUUUUUUUUAAAGCUUUUGCUGUCAGUCAGAAUCAGAAUACAUUUAUUCAAAUCAUGACAUAUAAUACAAAUGUCAAGGGCUGAAUUUAAGGUUUUGUCAUAGGUGAAUCCUAUGCACAAAAAAAUGCACUUUUUCCGAAAUGAAUAUUUAUCUUUGUCUGCAUUAAACAAAUUAUCAGUGGCUUUAAGAGUAUUAAUAAUACAAUGUAAAUACAGUAGAUACCUAUGGACACUGGACUGCCAGCUGCAACAUUUAUUCACUCUUACCGGACUCAUGUUUUAACGCAGACCGUGUCUCCAAAUGUGUCUUCUCAUGAUGUUCUGCUACACAUGGACUGGUGCCUAUCUGUAAAAAAAAAAUAAUGAGAAAAUGAGCAGAUUUCUUUUUUUUUAUUCCAUCUCAAUUUUGCCAACACAGAGGCCCGUCUCUGUGGCGUUGAAGUAAAGUAGGUGGGGGUGGGCAAUGCCUCAACAUUUGGUUGCAGAUAACCAAACAAAUGCAAUGGCCAGGAUAGUAAUUAUUUGUAUUUAAAGCAGGUUAUAUAGGCCUACCUAAUUGUUGAGUAAAAACCAAAAACAUCAUGGUUAAUUUAUUGAAUUAAUCUAUAAUAGCCUACUUUUAUCUACAUUUUAACCAAGGAAAUAUUUUUACAACAUCAGGCAUUUCUUUAACAUUUGCGCCAAAUCGUUGAUGUUAUAGUUCUAUGGGGUAAACUGCAGCAAGCAAGUAAUUAGCUUAGCUUAGCAUGAAUGAUUUGAAAUGGAGAAAUGGCUAGUCUGGCUCUGUCUGAGGGUUAAAAAAUGCUCACACAUUUAAAAUGUAAUAUCACGCUUAAGUCAUAGAAAAUCUAAGUGUACAUACUUAAGGUUGUGCAUGUUUUUCCUGAUAUGCCAGAAUUAUUCUUGCCCUCUAUUAGCAACUUCCUAAACUUUUCAUUUUAAAGUAGAACUUGCUUGAGAGGUGCUGAUAAGUGGAACAAACAACUUUCGGACGAAUUCUGGCUAAACAUUUCCCUCCCAUUUUUUAUUUAUGCUAAGCUAACUACCUCCCAGCUAGCUGUAGCAUCAUUGGUAUCUAUCAGCUCAUCUUUCUCUCAGCAAUUUUACAAGCAUAUUUUUCAAUUUUAUACUUUAAUUGUAUACAUCAGUCCAAAGGCCAAGUAGGAUUUAAUGGUAAAUAGUUUGAAAGGUGAGCUCAACAGAUAUGCACACAACAGCAGAUGAAAAGCUAAUAAAUCUGCUUUUAGUGUGUAUGUGCAUUACACAUCUUCCAUGUUACAUUUGGUAUAGAUUCUAGCGACAGUCUGGAUACUCAAAACUACUCUUAGCGUCAGCAGUAUUGAUACUUUGGUGACCAAUCUGCCCACCAAAUAGCUCGGUGCAUCUGAUUGUAACUACGCACGUUUUUAACAUAUAUAUAUGGUUCUACAUCACUAGUGCCUUCACAAUGAAGAUGUAUCAGAGAUUCAUUUUUUUUUUUACCACAGAUUUGAGUAUUGUUACAUAAGUAUCCUUUUUAUAUAUAUAUUCUGGUGUCAUGGUCAGACCUCGGUCAGAUGCAUAGGUGCUAGCAGGGCUUUUUUUUCUUACAGGAUAACACAGUCAAUGCCAUGUUGUUAAAUUAAUGGAUCAUUGUUCAAAUGCUCCUAAAUGACCAAUCACUGCCAGCUAGUCUUCUCCACAAGUAUAGACGCUAUGUUAAGACCCAUGUUACAUAUAACCCUUGCCUCAAAACAGCUACGGUGGACAUGUUGAAUGUGAAGCACUGAGUGUCAUUGUGGGUUACGGGUUUGUAAAUAUACAUGUCAAUUAUGUUUACCUUUCAUAUCAAAUAAAUAUAUGUAUUUGA